CUCUUGCUCCUGCUCUUCCCUCUCCCUUUCCUCCUGUACAUCGCUGCACCCCAUAUCAGGAAGAUGCUGGCCAGUGGUGUGUGUACAUCAACUGUCCAGCUUCCUGGGAAAGUAGCCGUUGUCACUGGAGCCAACACAGGCAUUGGGAAGGAGACCGCCAAAGAGCUGGCUCAGAGAGGAGCCCGGGUAUAUUUAGCUUGCCGAGAUAUGCAAAAGGCGGAAUUAGUGGCCAAAGAAAUCCAGACCAAAACAGGGAAUAAGCAGGUGUUGGCACGAAAACUGGAUCUUGCUGAUACUAAGUCUAUUCGGGCCUUUGCUGAGAAUUUCUUAGCAGAAGAAAAGCAGCUUCACAUUUUGGUCAACAACGCAGGAGUGAUGAUGUGUCCCUACUCUAAGACAGUGGAUGGUUUUGAAAUGCACAUGGGAGUCAACCACUUAGGUCACUUCCUCCUGACCCACUUACUGCUAGAGAAAUUGAAGGAAUCAGCCCCAUCAAGGAUAAUAAAUGUGUCUUCCUUGGCACAUCACCUGGGAAGGAUCAACUUCCAUAAUCUUCAGGGCGAGAAGUUCUACAGUGCUGGCCUGGCAUACUGUCACAGCAAGUUGGCCAACAUUCUCUUCACUCAGGAACUAGCCCGGAGGCUAAAAGGCACUAAUGUUACCACAUACUCUGUACAUCCUGGCACAGUCAACUCUGAAUUGACUCGAUACUCGCUUAUCAUGAAGUGGCUUGGUCGGCUUUUCUCCUCCUUUUUGAAGACUCCUGAGCAGGGAGCCCAGACAAGCCUGUUCUGUGCUUUAACAGAAGGCCUUGAGAGUCUGAAUGGGAAGCAUUUUAGUGACUGCCAGGUGGCAUGUGUCUCUCCUCGCGCUCGAAAUGAGACAGUAGCUCGGCGGCUGUGGGAUGUCAGCUGUGACCUGCUGGGCAUCCCGUUGGAUUGA
Messenger RNA from Elephantulus edwardii (Cape elephant shrew), 942 nucleotides. It is a transcript of the gene RDH11, whose product is annotated as retinol dehydrogenase 11 (all-trans/9-cis/11-cis). Lineage: Eukaryota; Metazoa; Chordata; Mammalia; Macroscelidea; Macroscelididae. Bases 64 to 942 code for a protein of 292 amino acids. The transcript is spliced from 7 exons. The record is from RefSeq and is a predicted model, not a curated record.